AUGAGUGAGAAUAAGAAGAUCGCAGAUCUUCAGAAGAAUAUCAAGGAACAAAACAACAAACUGAACACCACCACCGAUUAUGGCGCCAAAGUUCCGGAUCUCGACCACUGGCUCAAAACGGUCGACGACAAGAACCAAAAGAUAGGACCCCAUCUCCUUGAAGACCAUAUUGGUCGAGAGCGUAUCCAUCGUUUUGAUCACGAGCGUAUCCCAGAACGUGUUGUACACGCGCGAGGUGCUGCUGCCCAUGGUCAUUUCAAGCUCUACGAGAGUGCAGCAGACGUCACCUCAGCAGGUGUGCUUACCGAUACUUCGCGAACCACACCCGUCUUCGUCCGCUUUUCUACUGUUCAAGGGAGCAGGGGAAGUGCAGACACUGUCCGAGAUGUGAGAGGAUUCGCUGUCAAGUUCUACACCGACGAAGGUAAUUGGGAUAUCGUCGGCAAUGAUAUUCCCGUCUUUUUCAUUCAAGAGUCGAUCAAGUUUCCCGACCUUGUCCAUGCUGUGAAGCCAGAGCCUCAUAAUGAGGUUCCUCAAGCACAGAGUGCCCACAAUAAUUUCUGGGACUUUGUCUAUCUUCACAAGGAAGCCACUCACAUGUAUUUCUGGGCAAUGUCAGACCGUGGUAUCCCAAGAUCGUACCGCAUGAUGCAAGGCUUUGGUGUCAACACAUAUGCUCUGAUCAACGAGAAGGGCGAAAGGACUUUCUGCAAGUUCAUCUGGACUCCUGAGCUCGGUGUUCAUUCACUUGUCUGGGAUGAAGCUCUGAAGCUCGCAGGACAGGAUCCCGACUUCCACAGAAAGGACCUCAAUGAGGCGAUCGAAAACGGAGCUUACGCGAAAUGGAAGUUCGGGCUCCAGUUGAUUGCAGAGAAAGACGAGCAUAAGUUCGACUUUGAUAUCCUUGAUGCCACAAAGGUAUGGCCAGAGGACCAAGUACCUAUCCGCUACAUUGGCGAGAUGGAGCUCAACCGCGUUGUGGAUGAGUAUUUCACCGAGACCGAACAAGUUGCUUUCUGCACCAGCCAUAUUGUGCCCGGAAUUGACUUUACCAAUGACCCGUUACUCCAGGGUCGAAACUUCUCUUAUCUAGACACUCAACUAAGCCGACUGGGGGUCAAUUGGCAAGAGCUUCCAAUCAACAGACCCGUUUGUCCUGUCAUGAAUUUCAAUCGUGAUGGACAGGGUCGCCACACUAUCACGAAAGGCAAAGUCAACUACUGGCCAAAUCGAUUCGAUGCCAACCCACCAGCGGGCCGUGGAAAUGGCGCACUAGACCAUUAUCCCGCCGAAGAAUCUGGCAUGAAAGCACGCAAGCUCACGGAGAAGUGGACAGACUACCACUCCCAAGCUCAAUUGUUCUACAACUCCAUGAGUCCAAUUGAAAAGCACCACAUUACCAGCGCUUUCGCAUUCGAACUGGAUCAUUGCGAUGAGCCAAUCGUCUACGAACGACUGGCAUCGCGAUUAGCAGAAAUCGACUACGAGCUUGCUGCAGCUGUGGCAGAGAAGGUGGGUGCGCCAACACCCACCAAGCAAGCCCGUCCGAAUAAGGGGCACAAAGCUCCAGGUUUGAGCCAACUCGACUAUCUGCCCGAAGUGCCGACUAUUAAGUCGCGUCGGAUCGCAAUCCUCAUUGCUGAUGGAUACGAUGCUGCAAGCUAUGAUGCCAUGAAAGCCGCAAUUCUUGCGCAGUCAGCCUUGCCUUUCACCAUCUCCACCAAGCGUCAGGAGGUGAAGGCUUCCAAUGGCACGUCGUCCACAAAACCUGAUCACUUCUUAAAUGGACAGCGUUCAACCAUGUUCGAUGCCAUCUUCGUGCCUGGCGGUGAAGAAUCUGUCAAAACCCUUAGUGGCAUUGGCCUUGCGAGGUUUUAUGUGCGGGAAGCCUUCGCACAUCUAAAACCAAUCGGUGCAACUGGCGAGGGUGUCAAGCUGGUUAACCUAGCCUUGAAAGAAGCUGAGGGCGUGAAAUUGGCCACUGAGGGAAGCACUGAUGUCGUUGAGUGGUAUGGUGUUUUGACUACACAGAAGCCUGAUACUGGCUCAAAAGUCAAAGAUGCUGUGAAGCUUACGAAAGAAGCUACGGACUUCACUAGCCAGUUUUUCUACCACAUCGGCAUGCACAGGAACUUUGCACGAGAGCUCGAUGGGCUCGCUGACCAAGUCACGGUUUAG
Messenger RNA from Exophiala bonariae, 2178 nucleotides. RefSeq lists its product as uncharacterized. Gene Ontology annotation, molecular function: heme binding; catalase activity. Lineage: Eukaryota; Fungi; Ascomycota; Eurotiomycetes; Chaetothyriales; Herpotrichiellaceae. Gene Ontology annotation, cellular component: cytosol. The transcript is spliced from 3 exons. Bases 1 to 2178 code for a protein of 725 amino acids. Gene Ontology annotation, biological process: response to oxidative stress; hydrogen peroxide catabolic process. The record is from RefSeq and is a predicted model, not a curated record.